Colletotrichum orchidophilum is the source of this 702-nucleotide messenger RNA. RefSeq lists its product as uncharacterized. Lineage: Eukaryota; Fungi; Ascomycota; Sordariomycetes; Glomerellales; Glomerellaceae. The record is from RefSeq and is a predicted model, not a curated record. The transcript is spliced from 4 exons. The coding region runs from base 1 to 702 and encodes 233 amino acids.
AUGAUGCUCUUUCUACCCACAAUUGCAAUCUGUGCCCUGGCAACUGUUCCAUUAGUAGCCGCGGCUCCGGCUGAUGUUGGAUCACCUAGGCCACAACCCUCACAUGCGCCUUUCACCUUUGAACAAUGGGCUGAUGAUAUCAUUCACAAUCCCAUGGCCCAGCAUCUGUCAGCAAAAGAGGCUACAGAAGCUUCAAUCAGGGCCCGCAACAUUGGGAUCGGCUGGCAGCAUGGUGCCCCUUACAAUACUUCUGGCCCUGAAGACUACCAUAGAGAUCACUUUGAUAAGCGCACAGUUUUCCUCAAGUCUAAGUCUGCGGGCAAUGGCAAGAUCAUUGACGUCAACACUGUUCGAUGCAACAGCUUUCCCACAAAAAUGGCACCAAUUGAAGAUGCCGCUUGGUGCAUCCAGUGGUUAGCAAGCCAAGAUGGCACAGUAUGCGUUGUGAACGAAAAGGAGAUCACGGGAUUCUGCCGCUCAAAGGGCAAGACAUUCAUACUUGGAUGGAGGAAGAAUAAGCCAUCUUUGCACCAAUCAACAUGCCAGGAGAUUGCGCGAACCGCGGGAAGAAUUAUGGAUUACUGCACCAGUAGCGGGUUUGUACAAGGAGACACUGCUGCCUGGAAUGAUACGGCGACUGGCGUUAUGAUUCGGACGUUUGAGUCAGGCGAGAUCGAUAGAGACCUCAAGUUGGAGAUGUGA